CAUUACAAAAGUCAUACCAGAAUUAGAUAGAGGGGAUUCGUCAGCGUUAGUAGCAUUAAGAUUAGUUCUAUUACUGAACUUUACCAUAUAUCCUGAUGGUACUAAAAAUCAAGAUAUAAAUUAUCAUAUAUUACUAUUUCAAUUAUUACCUAGUGAAGUUGUGCAAUUUAUGCAAGAAGAUGUGAGAAGAUAUAUUAGCAUUUAUAAUUUCUUUAAUUUAGCUAGUAUUAUAAUGCCUUUAGCUACAUAUACUGUUGAACUGAUAAGAGAAUCUAGAGGCGAUAUAUCUCCAAAUCAAUUAAAACAGUUAACGAUUGCUAUUGCAUUUACUGUAUUGGUACUAUGGAUAGAACGUUGGAAUCAAUUAGAACAAUGGAAUUUUUGGCCAAUCAGUCUAUUUAGUUUUAUAACUAGUGUUUUGUUGGUUAUUGUUAUACAAAAUAUGCUAAUAGUAUUUAUAUCGGGCGUUUUUGAUAAGGUUAAAUCAGAUGGUAGAUUAGCUGUGUUGAAAUAUCAAGCCAAAUUAAUUGCUGAUUACGAAACAUUAGAAAAACCAUUUGAGGGAAGUAGCAGUGGAGAUGCUAAAGAAUGGGAUAUCACUGAAUUGGAUUCGAGUUCUAGUGAUCACAAAGGAUUAAUUUCUGGUAAAACUUCUAAUGGAUCAAUUGAUGAUAGGAAUAUUCAAGAUAAGAAAGUGUUCUUUAAAGAUAAUAUAAGAAGGUCAUCUUCUAUUGAUGAUGGUUUAUCUACGGUCGCAAGUCUGCAUGCAUAUGAAAUUUCAUCUAUUAAUGAAGAUGUGAAUAGUAUUCAUGAUGAAAUCUUAACAUUAAAAGAUUCUGUGAAAUCUGUUAAAGGUUCUAUUGACAAUAGGUCAAAUUCAUUGGAAGGUAAAUUAGUUGAAAUGAUAGAUUUAUUGAAUAAAUUAACUACUGCUAAUAAUUUAAAUAGUUCCGGUGAUAUAAGUUCAGGAACUGGAAAUAUAUG
Molecule: messenger RNA, 984 nt
Organism: Funneliformis mosseae
Lineage: Eukaryota; Fungi; Glomeromycota; Glomeromycetes; Glomerales; Glomeraceae
Source: the annotation of a GenBank genome assembly